Molecule: messenger RNA, 2744 nt
Organism: Leptosomus discolor (cuckoo roller)
Lineage: Eukaryota; Metazoa; Chordata; Aves; Leptosomiformes; Leptosomidae
Product: schlafen family member 11
Source: RefSeq, a predicted model, not a curated record
AUGGCCAGACAAGAAGGGCAGCUGCUGAUCAAUUUGAAAACGAACUAUCCCGAUACGGUGGUAGAUAUUGGGAAAAUAGUUUUAGGAGAGAGAUCCAGAAAGAAGAGCUCUUCCAGUCAGAAAAAGCAACGAAAGGAGUUUUCUAAAGCCGUGUGUGCGUUGCUGAAUUCAGGAGGAGGAAUGGUGAGGAUGGAGAGCGAAGACAAGAACUACUGCUUUCGGAAACAUGGCAUCGGUCUGGACAUAGAGCGGAGCCUCAGGGAGUGCAUUGACGGCAGCGAGACCAGCGAAUACUUCACGUGGAUGCAGCAGGGGAGUCACCUGCUGCUUUUUGUUAAAACAUGGACCUGUGGAGGUCCAGAGCAGAAGAGUGAAGCCACCAAGCCGCGUAUCUGUAGCUUGAGCACUGGUUUGUCCCACAGGUCUAUCACUUCGGUCGUCCCUAUGACUCCAAGCUACGCUGCUGAAUUUCUGAGGAGGAAGGCAAGCGGUGCCGCGCACCGCGGUGAGGAUGGGCCAAGCACUAAGAAAUCUCUGCUGAAUUUGGACAGAGGGGCAAAAGUGACCCCCCUGAACACUGAGGAGCUCAACAUCCUAGAUGCCGCGGCCAGGUUUUUAAAGAGAGACAAGCUGAUGGCUGGGGAGGUCCUGGAUUUCACGGAGUCGACACAUACUGAAUUUAAGAACUUCUCUACAGAGAGCAUCUUGGGCUACAUCAGAAAAACCCUUCCAAAUUACAUCUCUGCCUUUGCAAACACUCAGGGUGGUUAUUUAUUUUUUGGAGUGAGCGAUGACGGUGAAGUCAUUGGAAGCCAUAGCAAAGUGGAGAAAGAAGCCUUAGAAAAAACAGUAGCUGAUACCGUGGGCUCGGUGGCCGUCCAUCACUUCUGCAGCUCUCAGGCCGGCGUGCAGUUUCAGACUUACAUCCUGAGCGUUCAUGACGAAGCAGGAUGCUUUCAGGGCUAUGUCUGCGCCGUGCGAGUGGAGCCGUUUUGCUGCGCUGUUUUCCACGAUAACCCUGAAUCCUGGACGGUGACGGGUGACACGGCCGAAAGGCUGAGCGUCAGGAAGUGGACGGAGCUCAUGACAGCUGCAGACCCAGAUCUUUCAAAUCUGGCUGAUAAAUUUGAGAAUGAGCUCAGCUUGGCAAACGGUCCUCCACUUAUCAAGCCGGUUUAUUCAAAAGCUGGUCUCCAGUGUGUGUCUGAACUCCAAGAAUGCCUCUACCCAGUGGGUUCUAAUGAAAUCAAAUGGAAGCCAGAAACCAUCUGCACCGACCUGUUCUCAGAGUAUCCUGGAUUAGAGGAUUUAAUGAAAAACCAAAUCCGUCGGCUUAACAAGGGGGUGCUGAUAUUUUCGAGGAGUUGGGCCGUUGACAUUGGACUGUGGAAAAACCCGAAUGUUGUGUGUGACGUUCUCUUAGUAGCUGAGAACGCGUAUCCAGUGCUGUACACCGUAGUCAAGGACGCCUCUUCUGCUGAGCCUGAAAACUCGAGAAGAACUGCUUAUGCAUUAAAGCAGAAACUGGUCAACGAUGGGGGAUACGCUUCAAAAGUGUGUGUGAUUCCCCAAAUACUGCACCUGAACGGCACAAGGAACCAGAGGGAAGUUGCAGAGGAUGACUGUCCCCAGCAAGAAAACGGGUGUAGUUACACCAGCUUGUACCCAGAGAACUACAUCCUCACCUCCAGGGACAUCCCCGCCUUCCUGCGUGCGCUUGUGAUCGUUGUGCUGCGCUUCAGGUCCUAUUUAAGUGACCAUCUUGGCUGUGAGAUUUUCAGCCUUCUCACGCUCAAACAGUAUGAGCUGCUCUCCAAGAACCUGCGCAAAGCCAAGGAGCAGUUUGUCCUUGGGCUUCCUGGAACAGGGAAAACAAUCGUGGCUUUGAAGAUCAUUGAGAGAAUAAGAAACAUUUUUCGCUGUUCUGCAGAAGAGGUACUCUACAUCUGUGAAAAUCUACCCUUGAAGGAGUUUGUGGGAAAUGAGAUCUGCCAGUCUGUGACACGUGCUGCCUUUGUAAGUAGGAACUUCCCAGAAGUGAAACACAUUGUGGUUGAUGAAGCUCAGAAUUUUCGUCCUGAAGAGAACUGGUACCAACGUGCCCGGGAGCUAGUCAAGAAAAAAAAUGGGGUUUUCUGGGUCUUCCUGGAUUUCUUCCAGUCCACUCACCCGUAUGGCUGUGGUCUGCAGUUUUCAGAACUGUAUCCUCAGGAAUGGUUGACCAAAGUGGUCCGUAAUGCCAAGCAAAUAUACAACGUCAUGUUUAAUCUAAUGGAGGAAAUCCUCCGAGAACGUAAGACGGAUAUGCCCUAUGAGGUGCUGGAAGAGCUGUUUAAACAGGCUGAAUGUGCCCAUUCUUUGUCAGGUGACUACAUCAUAAAAAAAGAUAUGGGAACAUUCGAAAUGGCAGAGUACGUGGCCAGGCAGUGCAACAGCUACGUCCAGCAAGGCUACCCCAUCAAAGACGUGGCGAUCCUGUGCAGCACGCAGGAGGCAGCGCAGGUGUUCAGAGAGAUCGUGGAACCUGAGCUGAAAAGACAGAUGAGGAAAUGCAGGGCGAGGCUGGUCUUGGGGCUAGCGGAGAAUGUUUUAGAAAACGUCAUUGUUGUUGACAGCAUCCGACGCUUCUCAGGCCUAGAAAGGAGGAUUGUGUUCGCCGUCCACCCUGUCCCUGCGCAAGAGGAGAUCUCUCUCAAUCUUUUGCUCUGCGUGGCAUCCAGAGCCAACACCAAGCUCCAUUUGCU